Sclerotinia sclerotiorum 1980 UF-70 is the source of this 1695-nucleotide messenger RNA. RefSeq lists its product as hypothetical. Gene Ontology annotation, biological process: guanine metabolic process. Lineage: Eukaryota; Fungi; Ascomycota; Leotiomycetes; Helotiales; Sclerotiniaceae. Gene Ontology annotation, cellular component: cytosol. Gene Ontology annotation, molecular function: guanine deaminase activity; zinc ion binding. The record is from RefSeq and is a predicted model, not a curated record. The transcript is spliced from 2 exons. Bases 1 to 1695 code for a protein of 564 amino acids.
AUGCCUUCCUCUUCAUCGCCACAUAAUCAGAAAAAACCACUCAAAAGACAAAUUUUUCAUGGAACUUUUAUUCAUUGUAGGAAUUUGACGGAAUUGCAAAUUUGGAAUUAUACGUAUGUUUUUGUGGAUGAGAAGGGGGUUAUUGUGAGGAUUGUGAGGAGGGGGCGGGAUGGUGAUGAUGGUGUGGUGGGUUUGAGAGAGAAUGAGGGGAAAGGGAAAUUGGGUUGGGAGGAGGUGAGAGGGGAUGUGGAGGAAUUGGGUUGGGAUGGAGAUGGAGAUGGGGAUGGGGAUGGGGAUUUGGGAAGAGAUGGUGAUUAUGGGAUUGAGUUUUUGAGUUCUUUAGGGGAUGGGGAGGAAAGGUUUUUUUUUCCGGGGUUUAUUGAUACCCAUAUCCACGCCCCCCAAUACCCCAACAGCGGACUCUUCGGAUCCUCCACCCUCCUAAACUGGCUAAAUACCUACACCUUCCCCCUCGAAUCCUCAUUCACUUCUCUCCCCAAGGCCCACACCAUCUACUCACGCGUAAUCCAACGUACACUAUCACAUGGAACAACAACCGCCGCCUAUUACGCCACCAUCCACAUCGAAGCCACCAAUCUGCUCGCGGAUUUAUGUUUACGAUAUGGUCAGAGAGCGCUCGUAGGAAGAUGUUGCAUGGAUUCUUCCUCAGGAGCUAAUCCCGAUUAUUACCGCGAUGAAGAUGCUACUCAGAGUUUACAGCGAUCAAAAGAAUGUAUUCACCAUUGCGAGAAAAUUGAUCCAGAUAGAGAUCUCGUGACGCCUAUCCUAACACCAAGAUUCGCACCUAGUUGUUCGCGAGAAUUAAUGACUUCUCUGGGUAUAUUAGCCACCGAAAAAGAUCUCCCCAUCCAAACGCAUAUUUCUGAGAAUCGAGCAGAGAUAAAUUGGGUAGGGGAACUUUUUCCAGAAUGUACUAAUUAUACUGCGGUGUAUGAUAAAUAUGGUUGUUUAACGCCCAAAACGAUUCUUGCGCAUGCGGUACAUAUUUCGGAGGAAGAAGCAGGUUUGAUUAAGGAGAGGGGGAGCGGGAUAGCACAUUGUCCGAUUUCGAACUCGGCGUUGACGAGUGGCAUGGCGAGGGUGAGGUGGUUGUUGGAUUGGGGGAUUAAUGUGGGCUUGGGGACGGAUGUUAGUGGGGGGUUUAGUGCGAGUGUUUUGGUUGCGGCGAGGGAGGCGAGUUGUGUUAGUAGGUGUGUUGCGGCUGGGAUUGGGGGGGUGGGGUUGGAGGGGGAGGGUGAAGGGGAGAAAAAGGGAAAAGGAAAUGAAAGAGAUUCAUUAAGUGUACCAGAAGUUCUAUAUCUAGCUACGAGAGGCGGUGCAAAAGUAGUAGGAAUGCAAGAUUCAAUCGGUGGGUUUGAAGUAGGUAAAUUAUGGGAUGCGCAACUUGUGGGGUUGGGGAAACCGCUUAUGAGGAGAAAUAGUGAGGGGGAAUGGGUGGGUGGGGUGAGCGGGAAGGAGGAUAGGGAGGGAGGUGGGGAGGGUGAAAAGGGUGAGGAUGAGGAGGAUGAAGGAGAAGGAGAAGGGGAAAAAGAGGAAGCGAAAUACACAGGACCAGUCGAUAUAUUCGGCUGGGAAAAUUGGGAAGAGAAAGUUGCAAAGUGGGUUUUUGGUGGGGAUGAUAGGAAUACGGUGAGGGUUUGGGUUGGGGGGAGGUUGGUUUAUCGGAGGAGGUAG